Molecule: messenger RNA, 3210 nt
Organism: Blepharisma stoltei
Lineage: Eukaryota; Ciliophora; Heterotrichea; Heterotrichida; Blepharismidae
Source: the annotation of a GenBank genome assembly
AUGGAGUCUCAGAGUAAAUCCAACACAUCGGCCCAGCCACAACCUCAAAGAAAUCCUAAAAAGCCAAGCUUAUUCGCAAUGAAAAUGGGUCUUCAGCCUCAACCCCUCCCCACAACAGAAAUUCUUGCAUCUUCCAUCAAAGAAAAAGACCCAAACGAGCUAAAAUAUCUUGAGUCCCUCCACACCGAUUUCCCUCAAAACGGGUUUCCUGAAGCUUUUCAGCUUGAAGAGAACUUUGAAGCUCCAAUUCCCAAAGUUUCAAUAAAAAAUAGUGAGCUUGAGUCAAUCUCUCAAAAUAAUUUUCAAAAGGUCAAAGAAAUGUCUUCCUCUGAGCUAAAAGAAGCCAUGGACGAAAUCAAUAGUUUAGUUGACCCUAAAAUGAUAGAAGUCCUUCGAAAACGUGGCCAUAAAAAGCUAAAUCAUCAUGAAGUUCCAAGCCAGCAUAUAGAAAACCAUGUAGAUCUCAAUGAAAAUCAGCUGAAAAAAUUAAUGAAAGAAUCCCCAAAACCGACGUGUUUACAUGAUAAUUUGCCACCAGAAAAUGAAAUUGAAAAAUGAAGGUUCGAUUUUGAAGGAAAUUCAAUCCAACAUUAUGAAAAUAAAAAUUGGACUAAUCCUGAGCUGCAAGGAUUUGGUUUAAGAGAUUUGGUGAAUAUGUCAAGAAGCUCAAUUCCUUCACAGAGAUCUAUUGCAUUGGACUGUAUUAUUAAAAUUAUUGAUAAAUCUGAUGAGGUCAAAUUUGGGGAAGGGGUUGAUUUUUUGAUAGAGGAAUGCGAAUUUGAUAGGGUUUUGGUAUGGGUUUUGGAUGACAGUAUAGAAAUUGUUAAAGAAUAGGGGAAUAUCAAUGAAAAUAACUUUAUUUUUGAAGGAAAAUUGGUAAUUUAUAUAAUUAAGUAUAAUAUAAAUGUCAGAAUCAGCGGGCUCCAAGCAGUGAAAUAUAUUACUUGCAAAUUUUUGGAAAGAAAUUUAGAAAUCAUUGAUAAGUGGGGCUUUGCGUUUCCUAGCGGAAUUGAUAGUAAAAGAAAUGCUUUACUGCCUGAAGAAAUCAGAAAAAAAUCAGCUAUUUGGGAAGAAGAGGAAUAUAGAAGUAUUUUUGAUUUACCAUUCGAAAGCAACACAAAAGAUUUAAUAGGAAGAAUGAUUUGUAUUGGACUGCUUGACAAACUUUCUGAAUUUUUAGAAAAUUCUAAUAUGGGCUAUAUAUGGGAAGACUGUUUAAACAUACUUUUAGCUUGCUCUUUGCAUUCUUCUGCAGCUGCUUAUGCCAUAAUUCGCAACAAAAAUCUAGUAUCUCAGCUUCCUCCAAAAAUUUCAAAAUUUCCAAUUAUUUUGACAAUUUUCACAUUUUUAAGCAAAGCUGCUCUUUCUAUUGCUUAUAAUAUUAAAAGGCUUUACAAUUGGGACGAAAUUCUUUUAUCAAAUCUACUAUUAGACCAAAAUAUUGACCCUAAUAAAGAAAUUAUUAAAAAAUCCCUUUUGCUUAUUCAUUCUUUUUAUUGCCAUAAUCAAAGACUUAUGAAUUCUGAAGCAAUGAGGUUAUCGUUAUUAGAAAUUAUCAAAAAAAGCAAUGAUUUUGAGAUUUUAGAUUAUGCAUUUAUGACAAUUUCAAGAAUAAUUGAUACUUUAAAAGACUCAUCUGAAUAUCUUGCACAUUUUGAGGUAUUUUUAUAUAAAUAUUUGGAAAAUUGGAGAGACACUGGGAGAGCUUUUGCGGGUGGAAUUAAAUUUUUAAAUAGUUUGAUAAAUUUUGGUAAAAAUAUUCCUAUUGAAGGCCAGACUUAUUCAAUGAAAAUAGAAAAAUUAAUGAAUGAUUAUAUUAUUCCGAUAAUAAAUAGCUUUGAAAUGCAUACUGAAAUAUUUCAAAUUUCUAGCAUUUUAAUCAAUGAUAGCAGCUUUUUGCAUGGAUUGGAGAAUUAUUUUCAUGCAAAUUGUUGGGAAAAAUCUUUGGUUCAGUUUUAUAAAAUAGCGAAUAGCCUAUUGGAAUUUUAUAUCAAUUUUAUAUCAAUUUCAAGUGCUAUAGCCUGAGCAUAACUUUGGCUCAGGUUUCCCAAUCAUUCCUGACCGAAAAGAUAGGAGUUGACAAAGCUAACUAAUUUGACUAGUCAACCCCAAAUGGACAGAACUACUUACCGGCUCUGCCAUUUAGGGAGUUAGUCAAGCCAAAUGUUAGUUGGUCAAACUAGCAUUAGUUUGUUGAUAACCCCUUCAGGAAUGAUCGGGAAGCCUAGCCGAAGCCAUGCUCAAUCUAUAAAAUUUAUCCAAAUAUUGAAUGGCUUAAUUCUGCUUUAGACAAUGCAGUAAGUCUUUUACAUAAUUUUGAAAAUUUUAUCGAAAAUAAUGCAAUUCCGAAAAUUAUUUCUUACAGGGUAAAACCACUAGUAUAUUUCAUUAUUAAUUGCUUAAAAGUUAAAAAAAUAUUCAAGCAGCUCUCAGAAGCAAGGUGUAAGUCUGCAUUUAUUUCAUCAAUUAUAUUUCUAGGCAGCUACGAUGAAUCUAUACUUGAGUUUCUUAUCAAUAAUUUCAUCAAUUUUGAAAAUUUGAAUUUUUAUAAUGGAUUUUUAUCAACCCAAAAGCAUAUAGAGCUUUCUGAUGCUUAUUUUUCAAACUCAACUAGAAUUUCUACCUGGUACUUGUGUAAUAACGAAACUGAAUUUUUACCUUUGCCUUUGCAUUGGCAAUAUAUUCCACUGCAUUCAGAAGCCAAUCUCGAAAAUUAUUUCCAGUUUAUAUUGGAAUAUAUAGAAUUUUUUGAUCCGAAAGAAAUAUCAAAAAUUAUCGAAUCAAUAAAUAAAUGCAUUAUGAGAAAAGAUGUAGAAUUUCUUGGCUGAAAAGAAAAAAUUGGUCCUAUUUUGAAGUUUUGGGGUAGCCGUAAAAACUUUGCAAUAUCUGCUAAUAAAAUUAGAACAAAUGUAAUGGAGCUAGUUAAAGAUUAUGUAGGAUGCUCAUAUUUAGAUGAGGUUUAUUCAAUGUGGCUGGUAUGCUUUUUGCAAGAUGGAAUUGAAGAGAGCUUCUAUAAAGAUAUUAUUGAAGAAAUUGGCUUAUUAUGGCCGAGAUUUAUGGUUCAGUAUUUUUACCUAAAUUUUUUUUCGAUAUUUAAAAUUUUUUAAUUUAAAAUUUCUACGAGGAUUUAUAGGCAGCUUAAAUGUCGAAGAAUUAAAGAGUUUUCCAUACUACACAAAAUUUUUUAAAUCACUUAGGUCGAAUAAUUAA